AUGGCAUUGACGCCUCGGUCAAGUGCCGCGGACCCCCGUCUCAGUGACAGUCUGCUUGCCGAGAGCGAGAAGACAGCACGCCGGAAACUCUGCGCUGUCGUCAGCGUCACGGCUGUUCUGACCAGCGGAUAUGCCACCACGCUGUUUCUCGCCUACCAGUCCCAGACGAUCUCGGCCAGUGCGACACCAACGCCCUCAACGGCGUGGUCACCAACUGCGCCGCCUCUACAGCCGCCACUGCCUCUGCCCCCGCACCAGAUGCCUCCCCUGCCGCCUCAGCCUGGGCGGCAGCCGGGACCAACGCACUCCACCGAACUGGCGGACGGCGCUAGUAGCAGCCACCUCAACAGCGCCAACAGUCAUCAAACCGACAGCGAUCGUACCAAGAGUCGUCCUACAAGCAGCUAUGCAAGCAAAAGCUAUGCCUUCAUCGACUACGACGACGACAAUUAUGCUAAAAAUACCCUAAGACACGCCCUCCAUAGGAACAGCACUACUCAGAAUAGCUUCGCAAACAGCAGCUACGAUAAGAAUGAUAUCAACAGCAAUACUCAGAAUAGCUAUGCAAUGAGCAGCUACAAUAACAACGCUAGCGAAAGAAACGCUUUCGAAUCCUACGAUGGCGAUAGCCCUACGAAGAAUAGUGCUGCCAUCACAAGACAAGCUCUUGAGAACGACAGCAUAACUCCGAAUAUUAUGGCAAACACCAACUACAAUAGAAAUGCCAACAAAAGCAAAACUCAGAAUAGCUAUGCAAACAGCAACUCCAAUAACAAUGCUAGCGAAAGCCAUGCUUUCAGUUACUACGACGGCGACAACCCUGCUAAGAAUAGUGCUGCCAUCACGAAACACGCUCUUGAGAACGACAGCAGAACUCCGAAUAUUAUUACAAACACCAACUACAAUAGAAAUGCCAACAAAAGCAACACUCAGAAUAGCUAUCCAAACAGCAACUCCCAUAACAUUGCUAGCGAAAGCCAUGCUUUCAGUUACUACGACGGCGACAACCCUGCUAAGAAUAGUGUUGCUAGUACAAGACAAGAUCUUGAGAACGACAGCACAACUCAGAAUAGCUUUACGAACAACUACAAUGGAAAUGCCAGCAACAACAAUGUUCAGAAUAAUUAUGCAAAACGCAGCAACAAUAACGAUGCUAACACCACGGUAACAACAUUACUGUAA
Molecule: messenger RNA, 1182 nt
Organism: Ixodes scapularis (black-legged tick)
Lineage: Eukaryota; Metazoa; Arthropoda; Arachnida; Ixodida; Ixodidae
Exons: 2
Coding region: 1-1182 (393 amino acids)
Source: RefSeq, a predicted model, not a curated record